Dentiscutata erythropus is the source of this 337-nucleotide messenger RNA. Lineage: Eukaryota; Fungi; Glomeromycota; Glomeromycetes; Diversisporales; Gigasporaceae. The record is from the annotation of a GenBank genome assembly.
UAUUCAAGAAGAAAUACGAACUCUUUUAAAUACUUCAAUUCCAUUACAAUCAAUCAGAUUCAGAGCAAAUUCUAGUAAAUCAUCUCAACCAAGUUCAGUGUCUACCCUGCUUUUUUCUACCAUUUCAACUUUUAAAGAGUAUGAAAUAUAUCCCAAUGCUGCUACUCAAAAAGCUUCAUAUGAAAAAAUCGAAACAGCAAAGAAUAAGAUUAUUAAAUUUGAAUCCCUAUACAAUAUUGCUUCAGAUAUUAGUAUUAGGAGUGAUCUUUUUGCUAGAAUACAAGAUCAAAAAAAUAUUAUCAAAACAAAUGAUAAAAAAAUUGAAGCACUUAAAUGA